This is a messenger RNA of Anneissia japonica, 4666 nucleotides long. RefSeq names its product alpha-aminoadipic semialdehyde synthase, mitochondrial-like. The transcript is spliced from 23 exons. NCBI's taxonomy places the organism in Eukaryota, Metazoa, Echinodermata, Crinoidea, Comatulida, Comatulidae. The coding region runs from base 190 to 3051 and encodes 953 amino acids. Gene Ontology annotation, molecular function: saccharopine dehydrogenase activity. Gene Ontology annotation, cellular component: cytoplasm. The record is from RefSeq and is a predicted model, not a curated record.
AACUGGCAUUCGCUCGAAGUGGCAUCCGCUCGAAUUGACUGGUUCUUUUUUUUUGUAUGUAUUUUCCCGGCCGACUUGUACAAAAUUGAGAGAAUUGUACAGAAUUGAUUAUAUAGAUGAUGCUUUUUUGCUGGGGCAUAUGUGUAUUUUAGUUUUACUUGUGUGUGAAAUAUAUACCAACAAAGGAAUAUGUGGCGGAUUAAACCAAACCUUGUAGCAUGCCACAAGAGGAGUCUACAGCAGGUGGUUUCACGCCACAUGAGUGCUUCUACCGAGGGACAGAAAGUGAUGGGUAUCCGUCGAGAGGAUUAUGGCUCGCAGUGGGAGAGAAGAGCGCCACUUAGCCCAGCACAUGUCAAAACGUUGAUUGAGAGUGGUGUCAAGGUGCUGGUGCAGGACAGUAACAGGAGAGCAUACCCAAUACAAGAUUAUGAGAAUGCUGGGGCACACAUCCAGGAGGACCUGAGCGAGGCAUCAUUCAUACUCGGAGUGAAGCAGGUUCCAAUCCCCAGACUGAUUGCAAACAAAACCUUCUGCUUCUUUUCACACACUAUCAAAGCACAGCUGGAGAACAUGCCAUUGCUUGAUGCUAUACUAGAGAAGAACAUACGUUUAAUUGAUUAUGAGAAGAUUGUGGAUGAUAGUGGGAAGCGUCUUGUUGCCUUUGGGAAGUUUGCUGGAUUAGCUGGCAUGAUCAACAUCCUACAUGGCAUGGGUUUACGUCUACUGGCACUGGGACACCACACGCCAUUCCUGCAUAUAGCAGCAGCUCACAACUACCGAGACAGUAGCAUGGCACGCCAAGCGGUGCGGGAAGCAGGGUAUGAGAUUGCAUUAGGCCGACUACCCAAAUCUAUUGGACCAAUGACCUUUGUAUUCAUGGGUUCAGGCAAUGUAUCCCAGGGUGCCCAAGAGAUCAUAUCUGAAUUACCUGUGGAAUAUGUCAAGCCUAGUGAUUUGAAAGAAGUGGCUGAGAAUGGAGAUCACAGGAAAGCCUAUGCAACAGUUGUCAGACGAAAAGACCAUCUAGUGCACAAAGAUGGUGGAAAAUUCAACCUGGAGGAGUAUAGCCAUCAUCCGGAAAGGUUCCGUUCUGUCUUCAGUGAAAUGAUUGCUCCUUACAGCUCCUGCAUCAUCAAUGGAAUUUUCUGGGAUGUUAAUCAUCCACGAUUCCUUAGCAACAUGGACACAAAGACCUUACUCAGCCCAGAGAUGAGCCCUAAGACUGAUGAGUCACCUGGAUGUCCCAGAUUGCCACACAGACUGCUAGCCAUCUGUGACAUCACUGCAGACCCAGGGGGCGCUAUUGAGUUUGUGUCAGAGUGUACCAGUAUUGAAGCUCCGUUCACAUUAUAUGAUGCAGACCACAGACAUCAGCAUUUCAAAAGUUUAAGAUUUUCUGGAGAUGGUGUACUUGUUUGUAGCAUUGACAACAUGCCUACUCAGCUCCCGAGAGAAGCUACUGACUUCUUUGGUGACUUAUUGCUUCCAUGGGUUCCAGAAAUGCUCAAGUCGGAUGCCACAAUCCCCCUUGAAAAACAACAGUUAUCCAGAGUUGUGUAUGACGCAGUGAUAGCUUCAAAUGGCAGCCUAGCCCCCAAGUACCACUACAUCACUGACCUCAGGAAGAAAACUGAUCCGAGUCUAGCUGUAAUCAACGGUGCUGAGAAGCAGCGAGUGUUACUGUUAGGCUCAGGAUAUGUCUCCUCACCAGUCGUUGAAUACCUCACUAGAGAUGGUGGCAUUGAAGUAACAAUUGCAUCGUCAAUUAAAGAAGAGGCUGAAAAUAUAGCUUCUAAAUACGAUAACACAGAAGCUGUAUAUCUGAAUGUGAAAACCCAUGAGGCCCACCUGCAUCAACUUGUCAAGAAACAUGACAUUGUUAUUAGUCUCCUCCCAAUACCAUUCCAUCCCAUGGUGGCAGAGAUUUGUCUGCAACAAAGAAAGAACUUAGUAACAGCAAGCUACACAAGUCCAGCUAUGAAAGCACUGCACAAAGAUGCUGUAGAUGCCGGUGUCACUUUCCUGAACGAGUGUGGUCUUGACCCUGGCAUUGAUCACAUGCUUUCAAUGGAAUGCUUUGAUUACAUCCAUGAUAAAGGAGGAAAGGUCACUUCAUUUGAAUCUUAUGCAGGCGGGCUCCCGGCACCAGAACAUUCUGAAAACCCCCUACGCUACAAGUUUAGAUUGCAAAGUGACUCCAUUGCUGUGGAGAAAAUAAAAUCUUCCAGUUGGAGUCCAUUCGGUGUUCUUAGUGGUUUAGGACUUGAUGCCAAGUAUCUAAGUGAUAAAAAAGAAGUGUACAUUCCACCUGGAUACCUGAUGGAAUCCUGCAAAGACAUGUCCUUCCUACCAGGAUUCAACCUCCAAGGGUACCCGAACCGAGACUCUACACAGUACAUCUUCACGUAUGGCGUACAAACAGUUGAUAGCUUCAUUCGUGGGUCGCUUAGAUACAAGGGGUACUGCCAUGCUGCCAAUGGCCUUUUGAAACUGGGAUUAGUUGAUGGAAGUCCUCACCCAGCCUUACAUGAAGAAGCACCUGCUAUAACUUGGCGUGAAUUGAUGUCUAACCACCUUGGACAUGAUUCAGGGACGAGUGCAAGCACUCUUAAAGAGAUCGUCUGUGAGAAACUUGGGGAUGAAGAUGCUGCACAAGUGGUGGAAGACCUUGGCCUCCUUGCAGACUCUCCAGCUGAGAGAAAUGGAACAUUAUUACAGAGUUUAUCAAACCAUCUGAGCAAGAGGCUAGCAUACAAAGAGGGGGAGCGUGAUUUGGUGAUAAUGCGCAACCAAGCUGGCGUGGAAUGGAGCAAUGGUAAUUGUGAAACUCAUGAGAUAUCCCUUGUGGUGUAUGGUGAACCUGAUGGCUUCUCUGCUAUGGCAAAAACCGUUGGUUACCCAGCAGCCAUUGGAGCCAAAAUGAUUCUUGAAGGUGAGAUUGUUGAGAAAGGUGUUAUGAUACCACUUGGUAAAAACAUUUACAAACCAAUUCUAAAUCGACUAAAGGCUGAAGACAUUAGAGCUACCACUAACAUCAAAUACCACUAGGCAUCUACCGCUACAAGAUUCACCAAUAUGUUUGACCAAAGAGUAGAAAAUGGAAAGAGUGCACAGUUCAGUUCAAAAAUGCAUCACUACCCUGGUUACGCCAUUGAAGUCGCCAACGUCGCUUUAGAAAUGCACCCACUGUGGUCUGAUUGCGUGAUAAAAAUGCGCCCACAAAAGAUAUAAACAAACAAACAUUUGGUUCUGAAAAUUGUAACACUAAUAUAACUAUCGCUCUCUACAAAGGAAUUCUAUCUUGUGGAAAACAUGAAUAAACCGUGGUAGGUUCUACUAGGUAAGCAAAAAGACAACCAGAUGCAGUGGGCAUCCUCCCAUAAGUGUGUAAGGGUGUAUCAUUCAUUUAUGCUCAAAACAAGGAUACUGUAUUCUAUUUCCUUUGGUUUGAUGCAAACAAACUUUAUACCGUAUCUUCAUAUUCUGGAUCUUGAAGAUGUGCGAAUCAAUGGCUUGCAUCAAAUCCUCCAGGGGUUGUUUCAUGCUAUCUUCUACCGCUACCGUAGAGGUGUAUCGUAGCUAGUUAGUUGCUGUGAUAUGUGAAAGCCUUGACAGAAACACAGAAACAGAAUCUACUUGUGUGUGUAUUAUUCUAAUACAAAAGGUACAGAAGUGUGGAGUUUAAAUUAAUACAAAAUUAAGGUAAUGAUCAGAGAUCACAAGAUUUGUCUUUUUAUCAACUGUUUAUUUACACAGUGUACACAUUAGAAUUUACUUGUAUGUAUUUUCAACUACUAAGGGUUGUGUGUGAUGUAGAGUUCAGUCUGAAGGUUAAUGCACAAAUAUGCAAAGUUGGCGAAUGUACGACAUUGAUCUGUUGAAGCUGCCGACUGAAUGCUGCUUGGAAGUAAUCAUGCAAGACAAAAUAUGUUUGUUUUAACAUGUUUGCUGCCAUGAACUAGAAUACAGUACUCUUCUUAUAGGGUGUUACAUAUAGACCAGUGACUAUACUUGCAGCUAUACACUGCUGUAUUCUAUUGUGUGACACUGCUUGCAGGGCCACAGCUGCAGUGGCUAGGAGUAUUCAAAUGGGGGCAGGGUUGAUGGGGGUACUAGCUGGCAAAAUAAGGUGGAGUAUUUGAGCGCAUUGUGUGUAGGAGUGUGUUCCUGUGCGCAACUCGGUAUUUACGCCACUGCAGAAAACACAUCAAGCAGCAGCUUAGGAAGGUACUUAAUAAUCUAAAAAUAAAUUUGAAAUCUUUUUUAAGGGAAAAACAUUGUCAUCGUAUGGUAGCAAACAUGUUAAUACACAAGAAUUUCAUCUUAUUUACCUAUAUUUUAUUAAUAAAAGCCAAAGUAAAUACAUGGUAUAACAAAAUGUGCAAAUAUUUAUGUAAUAUUAAUAAUGAAAUUAAAUCUUUGUGCCCCACUGUGGGAUAGUCAUGGUUCGCAGUUGAUCUGACAUGCAUCAGGAUAAACAAAAUAGUUUGCAAUGAUAUAUGCAACAUAUGCAAUAUACAAAUGCUGUUAGAUUAGGCCCAAAUCUCUCUUUUUUUACCAGUAAGCAAUUUGAAGUAGCUUCAAGCCAUCAAUACAAACAAGAUUUAUCUUUCUCGCUGGUGGAGCUGUUCAUCUUACAUCCUAGGCUAAAAUGCUGUGUGUA